CUCCCCGGCAGCCCUCGGCGGCCGCGCUGGGCAUGCUCAGUCAGCAGGGCCGCCUCAGCUCGCAGAGUAGGAAGCUUGGGCGCUCCAGGUGCAAGGAGCCGCGGUGGGGGGAAAAUGGAGCCGUUUACCAAUGAUCGGCUUCAGCUCCCCCGGAAUAUGAUUGAAAACAGCAUGUUUGAGGAAGAACCAGAUGUGGUGGAUUUAGCCAAAGAGCCCUGUUUACAUCCUCUAGAGCCUGAUGAAGUAGAAUAUGAGCCCCGGGGUUCACGUCUGCUGGUGCGGGGUCUUGGGGAGCAUGAGAUGGAUGAGGAUGAAGAGGAUUAUGAGUCAUCUGCAAAGCUGCUGGGCAUGUCCUUUAUGAACAGAAGCUCAGGCCUUCGGAACAGUGCAGCCGGCUACAGGCAGAGCCCUGAUGGCGCUUGUUCAGUCCCCUCCGCAAGGACCAUGGUGGUCUGUGCUUUUGUCAUUGUGGUUGCCGUUUCUGUUAUCUUGGUGAUUUACCUAUUGCCCAAAUGUACCUUUACCAAAGAAGGCUGCCAUAAAAAAAACCAAUCAAUGGGACUAAUUCAGCCACUUGCAACAAAUGGGAAAUUGUUUCCAUGGGCACAAAUCAGGCUUCCCACUGCCAUUAAGCCACUACGCUAUGAACUUAACCUACACCCGAACCUAACCUCGAUGACAUUCAGGGGUUCUGUGACAAUUUCAGUUCAAGCUCUUCAGGCCACGUGGAAUAUCAUUCUUCAUAGCACAGGCCAUAAUAUUUCAAGAGUGACCAUUAUGUCAGCGGUUUCAAGCCAAGAAAAGCAAGUUGAGGUCCUGGAAUAUCCAUUUCAUGAACAAAUUGCCAUUGUUGCCCCUGAAGCGCUUCUAGAAGGGCACAAUUAUACCUUGAAGAUAGAGUAUUCGGCAAAUAUGUCUAGUUCUUACUAUGGGUUUUAUGGCAUCUCCUACACAGAUGAAAGUAAUGAGAAAAAGUACUUUGCGGCAACUCAGUUUGAACCCCUGGCAGCAAGAUCUGCUUUUCCGUGUUUUGAUGAGCCAACAUUUAAAGCCACAUUUAUCAUCAGGAUCAUAAGGGAUGAGCAACACACUGCUUUAUCAAAUAUGCCUAAGAAAUCUUCGGCCUUUAUGGAAGAUGGACUCGUUCAGGAUGAGUUUUCUGAGAGCGUGAAGAUGAGCACUUACUUGGUUGCCUUCAUCGUGGGGGAGAUGAAGAACCUGAGUCAGGACAUUAACGGAACCCUGGUUUCUAUAUAUGCUGUACCAGAAAAGAUUGAUCAAGUUCACCAUGCUUUGGAAACAACUGUGAAACUUCUUGAGUUUUAUCAAAACUACUUUGAAAUUCAAUACCCACUUAAGAAACUAGAUUUGGUGGCUAUUCCUGACUCUGAAGCAGGAGCGAUGGAAAAUUGGGGUUUGCUCACCUUUCGAGAAGAGACACUUCUGUACGAUAAUAAUACUUCUUCAGCGUCAGAUAGAAAACUGGUUACUAAAAUCAUUGCUCAUGAGCUGGCCCAUCAGUGGUUCGGUAAUCUGGUAACAAUGCAGUGGUGGAAUGAUCUGUGGCUGAAUGAAGGUUUUGCCACCUACAUGGAGUAUUUUUCUUUGGAAAAAAUAUUUGAAGAGUUCUCAAGUUAUGAAGAUUUCUUAGAUGCUCGAUUUAAAACCAUGAAGAAAGAUUCUUUGAAUUCAUCUCAUCCAAUAUCAUCAUCAUCUGUUCAGUCUUCAGCGCAGAUUGAAGAAAUGUUUGAUUUUCUUUCCUAUUUUAAGGGAGCUUCCCUCUUGUUGAUGCUGAAAACUUACCUUAGUGAAGAUGUGUUUCAACAUGCUGUUGUACUUUACCUGCAUAAGCAUAGCUAUGCGUCCAUUCAGAGUGACGAUCUGUGGGAGAGUUUUAACGAGGUCACAAACAAAACAUUAGAUGUGAAGAAGAUGAUGAAAACCUGGACCCUGCAGAAAGGAUUUCCCUUAGUGACUGUUCAAAGGAAAGGAAAGGAACUUGUUGUACAACAAGAGAGAUUCUUUUUAAAUAUAAAGCCUGAAAUUCAGCCUUCAGAUGCAAGCUACCUGUGGCAUAUUCCACUAUCCUAUAUAACUGAUGGAAAAAAUUCUCAAUCAGUAUCCUUACUGGAUAAGAAAUCAGGUGUCAUCAAUCUUACAGAAGAAGUAAAGUGGGUCAAAGUCAAUAUAAACAUGAAUGGCUAUUAUAUUGUACACUAUGCAGAUGAGGACUGGGAAGCACUGAUCAAACAGCUGAAAACAAAUCCUUAUGUUCUGAGUGAUAAAGACCGAGCCAACCUCAUCAACAACAUCUUUGAACUUGCAGGCAUUGGCAAGGUGCCCCUUCAAAGGGCCUUUGAUUUGAUUGAUUAUCUUGGAAAGGAGAACCACACUGCGCCCAUCACUGAAGCCCUGUUCCAGACAGGCCUCAUCUGUAACCUCCUAGAAAAACGGGGACACAUGGAUCUGGCCUCAAGACUGGUGACCAGAGUAUUUAAAUUACUUCAAAACCAAAUCCAACAACAAACCUGGACUGAUAAGGGCACCCCAUCUAUGCGAGAGCUCCGGUCAGUCUUGCUAGACUUUGCUUGUACCCAUAGCCUAGAGAACUACAGCGCUACUGCCGUGAAGCUCUUUGAUGAUUGGGUGGCAUCCAAUGGAACUCAAAGCCUACCUACUGAUGUCAUGACUACUGUGUUCAAAGUUGGAGCAAAAAGUGAGAAAGGCUGGUUAUUCCUUUUAAGCAAGUACAUCACUAUAGGCUCUGAAGCAGAGAAGAAUAAAAUACUUGAAGCUCUUGCUAGCUCAGAGGAUGUACGGAAACUUUACUGGUUAAUGAAAAAUAGCCUCGAUGGAGAUGUCAUCCGAACACAGAAGCUGUCCUUCAUCAUUAGAACAGUGGGCCGACGUUUUCCUGGACACUUACUAGCGUGGGAUUUUGUCAAAGAGAACUGGAAUAAGCUUGUACAGAAGUUUCAUCUGGGGUCCUAUACCAUACAAAGUAUAGUUGCUGGAUCAACUCACCUGUUUUCCACGAAGGCACAUUUGUCUGAGGUCCAGGCGUUCUUUGAAAAUGAGUCAGAGGCAACAUUUCGGCUGCGUUGUGUCCAGGAGGCUUUGGAAGUCAUUCAGCUCAACAUCCAGUGGAUGGAGAAGAAUUUAAAAUCUCUGACAUCGUGGCUGUAGCAUGCAUAACCACGCCUCUUGUCGCCCAUUCAGAGAGUUUGUGAACUUGAGACUCUGCUGCUUUUGCAAAAGCCAAGGUGAAGCCAGGCUCGCUGCUAAGUUGUCUGCAGUCUUAGGAGUUCUAGUUAGCUCAGGGCACAUCUGUAUUUUUCAUCUGUCUUUUCUGAGUGUCUUUGGGCAGUAUGUUGUUAUUUAUUACAAAAUUGUAUUCACCUAUAUGCCAGUCUGCUACAAAAACAACGAGUAAUUUUUCUACUUUGAAGAUACAGAAAGGGGGAAAAAUUAUCUCUUUUGAAAUUCUAUUUCUCAAUACAAGAAGGUCCUGACACAGUGAAACAAGAAAAGGUCGACCAUACGAGCCACCAUCUUUGCAGGCUGCUGGUAUGUCAGCCAUUUGUUGCUUCAUGUGUACAAAGUUAGCUUUAGAUAAUAAUGCAGACAACGAAGCAUGCGGCCAUGGAGACCUGAUCUCAGGUGUACAGAUCUCCUUUGAUUUGGGGUUUUGAUUAGUCCUUUAUUUUCUGGAAAAAUUUAAAUAAAAUCUAUAGCUAUUAUAUUUUCUUCUGCAGAAUAGCCAGGUGCUACAGAAUUUUUAAAUUUUUGUUGUAUUGAAAAGCUAAAUCACAAGGCCAAAAGAUUAAAUUUUCCAAAUACUUAACACGUUUCUUUCAAUGUUUUGUAGCAUUACCGUAGGAAACUGCUCCAAACCUGAGUUAGCUUUAAUUAUAAUUUUUAUUCAUGGGUGCAGAUACUCCUCAAAUCUGUACACCUUUAUUACCCCACGCCAUAGACAUACUGUAUGCUGUAGAUAAGUAUUUCUACAUUUGUGACAAGCAUUUUGUUAACUCUGGUGUCCUUCGCUGUGACUUUUAUCACGAUUAAUAAGAAUAUAAUUUAAGUUAAAAAUUAUAACCUAUAAUUGGCAUGAUAGAUCAUAGAUUCUUUGAAUCAUACCCUAAUGUGGAUUUUUAUUUUGUAUGAUAGAGUAGCAUAUCAGAAGCAUAUUUUAAAAUAGGGCCUUUGAGAACCCGAACAUUUUUAUUUGAAGUUCACCAUAGUACCUUAAAUAGAAAUGAGGAAAAUGUGGGAGAGGAGUAACCUGAAUUCAGAUUGGAUAUGGUGGGCUUUGAAUUUUUUCCAGUAUCAGAAACAGUACUUUUCUUUAAUUGAUAAUCAUAGUUUUUCUUUCAUUGUGGCCAAACUAACAUUAAAAGAAAUGGCCAAAGAAAGAAAGAAAAAGAAAAAUGAGGAAGGAUACCCAAAACUGUAUGGCAUUUUUACUCCUGAGGGAGAAAUACUGUACUUGAAUUUUUUGAGCUAUGCAGACUUACACCUAGAUUGUUGUUUCUUUGAUUCUUAGGAGAAAAGCUUUCUUCCUAGCAACUCUUAAGUUGUUUAUAUUUUGUUUGAAAACAGCUUCUAUGUACAUAAAAAGGGUAGUUAUCCAUUUGUGAGCACUUAAAACACUCCACAGAGUCAGACAGUGGGGAAAGGUCACCUUUUUUUAUUUAGCAGGUGUGAAGCUAGAAUAUGUGAGAUUGUGUAUAAAAUUAUAUUUAUUUUAUGGAAAAUAUUUUUAUAAAACAAAAUUUAAAAGGCUGGCAAACUAAAAGAUAGUCUUUAAUUCUAGUGUGUUUUCCCUCAAUUUAGUUUUUUCUGAACAUUUAUCUUUCUGUUUUAGAGUAGAAAAUAUAUUCUGAAUCAUCUAAAGAUGUCUUAUUAAAACUUGGGUGAUUGUGCUUUGGUAAAUGAAUGAUAAUUUAGUUGAUAUUGAAAGUUUUUGUGUUUUUGUAUUUUAAGAGUGGGGAAAAUACUAAGUUUUGGAGGGUUUUGUUGUUACUGGUUUUUUACCAUGUUAAUUACUAAAUUCCACUUUGAUACAGAGUAUAAUUUUGUUACUUCUCAAAUUCAGUUAUGAUUCUUCAGUUUUACCUGCCUGUCUUGACAUUGCUUCUGUAAUACAUGUUAACUCUGCAUAUGGCAAACCUUGUCUUGAAUUUUAUCAGUUUUUUUCGUGUGUGUGUGGUGUGGGAAGUAUUGUUGUUAGUAAAACCUUAUAAAAACUUGGGCUGAAAAAAAGAAGUAACUCAUAAUCCAUUGCUAUCUUGGCACUUAAAGGCUGUUCAUUUCCAUGAUACUGGAACCAUAAUAUCUACAUUAUCAGUAGUCUUAUAGGCCUCACCUAAAUUUUUCCCACAGAAUUCUGUAAUUUUUAAUGUUAGGCUAGUUCAUCCAUAUGGGACUUAUAAAAACUAACUCCAAACCAGAAAUAUGAGUUUAAAUAAUAGGUAGAAUGUGUAGGGUAAUAAAUAGAGCUUUCAAAGGUUUUUUUCCCAAAAAAAAACUUAAUCUUACCCUCAAAAGUCAAAGAUUGAAGCACAGAAGUCAGAAUAUGCUUUUUUAUAUAAGCACACAGAUCCGUGACAGAAUUAAGUACUUGUUUGACAAGUAUUAUUUGCCUUUCAUACUGAGAGACUGUCCACUUGAAUGUAAUAAAAAAGGCACAUCAUACUACAUUAUUAGUGCAUUAUUAGUACAGAGAGAUAAAAUUGGAAAUGAUGGAAGAAAAUGUUUGCGUUGGAGAUCUGAAAGGUUGUUAAAGUAGAAAUCUAAGGAGUCUAGUAUGUUCUGUUAAUAUCAAAUGAUUAAUUAAACUGCAAGUAGUAUCAGCUUCCAUCAAAAGUUUGUACCUUCCUCCAUCUUGUGGUUCUGUAUAAGUCUUUUUAAAUGAAAUUGUGUCAUUUGUCAUUGUUGUGGUGUUUGUGCAAAACUUUGUCACAGGUUCUGCGUACCACUGAUUUCUUUGCAUAGCGUUUUGUUUUAUUGUACUUUAGUCAUUGUAGUAGUAAAAGAGCUGUCAGAUGAGUGGUGGGUAUCUAGAGUGGAUAGAGCUACAUCAGUGUUGGUAGUUACAGGACAGAAUCCUUUCUGAAUGUGAGGAAGUUACAUGCUGAAUUUGUUGGAUUACUGAUAGCCUGUUCUUGAGUUGGAUUUGAAGGAGUCUGUUCAAACUAGGGCACCUGGAACUAUAAUCUGCAGUCAGAUUGCAGAACAUUCAGGUAAUUCCCAUGAAUUUCAUGGGGCUGCAGGGAAGGUCUAUGCAUAUCAGAAGAUGUGUCAUCACAAAGAAAAGACGUUCCUAGGCUAAGUUUGCAAAACUAGAGCUGAGUUCUGUUACAUAGACCUAAGAACUGAGGUCAUAAGUACGAUGUAGAUUUUCUCCUCUUUGCCUUUGUUGCUUAUGUUUUUAUUGGAAUUUACUCUCUUCUUAAAGAGCUCCCCCUCACUACCCCAUUUGUACUUUAAAAAAUUAGCGUAUGUAAAUACUUUUGCAUUCUUUUGUUUCAUGCUUCUUUCUCUGCGUGGGCAGGUAAAUACCAAAUGAGGAGUGGAGGUCCGAAAGUGUGAUAUGUCUCCUCUCCUCCCUUUCCCUGACUCCCUGCAUGGUAGAAUAGUUGAUUGAUUUCUUUGAGUGGUUUUGGAGGUAUAUACUUUAAAAACUUACACAUGUUUGAUACUUUUUUAUGUUCUUCACUUUGUAUAGUUUAUCCUGAUGAAAAGUAAGAUGCUGUCCUAUGAAAAUCUCUUCUCCCCUUCCCCUAUUUGUGCCGUGUGGGCAACAGCUGACAGAGUGUAGUCAUUUGGUUUCCUCCUUCGUAAGGAGGUGAUGAUGUUGGGAGGAGAGCAGGAUCUUUUCUUUUUAAAAUGUGUACAAAUUUUUUUGCUGCUGUUUGUGGAUGUUACGUCAUUUUGUACUUCAUUCAUCCUUCUCAGUGGGUGUUUAGCUACCUAAUGAGCUGUGGAGGUCCUGAGGUAUGGCAAAUGUUCCAUUUACUCCCCUUCUUAUUGCUUGUGUAGACAACAAUGAUAGAGUAGUUUCUAGUCUAUUGAUCUAAUCUUGGAGGGAUGGGUAUUGUACAUCAUUCUUUUAAGAGUGUAUAAAUGUCUUGCUACUUUUUUACAUUUCAUUUUAUACUUCUUUGUGUGAAUACAUACAUAAUGAAAAUUGAGGUUCAGAGUAUGACAAAUCUCUUUCCCUUUUCUGUAUUGCCUGUUUGGGCAAUAACUAAUAAAUUGUUUGUUUUAUUUUGGGGGGUGGGAGAGAGUGGGGCUGUAAAGUAUGAACUUAGUGUACACAGAUAUAUUUGCUACUAUAUUACUAUUUCAUUUUGUAUUAUGUCCUUCUCAUGGAUGGAGAAGUACCUAAUGAAACGUGGAGGUCCGGAUGUAUAACAAUCUCCUCUUCUCCCUUCCCUUAUUGCCUGUGUGGGCAAUAGCUGAUAGAGUAGUUGCUGAAUUAUUGUUUGUUCGUUUGUUUGGGGGGGUGGGCGGCAGGGAUGUGUACUUACUGUAUAUACAUGUUUUUACUACUAUAUUGUAUUAUUGUACUGGGCUCCCAGUCUUUCACUUGGACUGGACGAUACCUAAUGAACUAUGGAGUUCUGAUGUAUAACAAUCUCCUCUUCUCCCUUUCCCUUAUUGCCUGUGUGGGCAAUCAUUUUAGAGCAGUUUGGGUUUUUUAAAGAAUUUUUUGCGAAGGGAGGAGGGAGGGGUUUCAGGGCAAGGCUGUGUACUUUAAUAUAUCUAUAUCUAAACCCCCAAACCCAGUGCACAUAUAUAUAUAUAUAUAUAUCUUUGCUAUUUUUUGUUACUUCAUUUUUUUCCUUGUCCUUUACAUGGAUGUUUAAAUAUAUAAAGAAAAUCGAGAUUCAGUCUAUGUCAAAUCUCUUCUUCUGCCGUUUCCUUAUUGCCUGUGCGGCAGUGGCUAGUAGAACAGUUGAUUAGUUUCAGGGUUUUUUUUUUUUUUGGGAGUUGGGGUGUUGGGGAGAGGGGUGAGAUCAGGGUACAUACUUUUAUAAAUGUAUGUACAUGUUUUUACUUCUUUUUUAUAUUAUUUCACUGGGUUCCCAGUCCUUCAUGUGGACUGUAGGUUGCUAAUGACCCGUGGAGUUCUGGAUGUCUAACAGUCUCCUCUUUUCCCUUUCCCUUUGUGUCUAUAUAGGCAAUAAUUUUAAAGUAGUUUGGGUUUUUUUGAAGGCUUCUUUUUGGGGGGAUGGGGAGGGGCUAAGGGCGGGACAUACACUUUUUAAAAAUGUGUAUAUAGUUUUUGUUACUGUGUUACUUCAUUUAGUACCCAGUCCUUGGGCGGACAUAUGGGUACCUAAUAAAACGUGGAGUUCCGGAUGUAUGAAAACCUCCUAUCCCCCUUCCCAUAUUGCCUGUGUGGGCGAUUGCUUUAGAGGAGUAUAGGUUACUUUUUUUCACUGCACCACCACAGAGAGGGUGGGAGUAUGUACUUUAAUGUAUAUAAAUGUUUUUAUUCAUUUUUUUCUGUGCUUCAUUUUGUACCUAGAUCUUUCCAUGGAUACUUAGGUAUAUAAAUGAAAACUGAGGUUCAUUCUAUGAAAAAAAAUCUCCACUUCCCCUUCCCCUGUUGCCUGUCUGGGCAAUUGCUAGUAGAGUUUUUUGUUUUGUUUUUGCUAGCAGGAUGAUUUCUGGGUUUGUAUUUUUUUUAAUGUAUAUAAAUGUUGGCUUUUUGUGUUGUUUUUCUUUCACACCAAACCCAGUGUUUAGUUUUUGGACUUGUGGGUGUAAAAUGAAACUUAGACGCCCAGAUCUGGAGGUGUGAAAAAUCUUUUCUCCUUCCCCGAAAGCCUAUGUAAACGGGCAGUUGUUUAAGAGUACUUUAAGGCUGGCUUGUGUGUUUGUUUUUGAGACUUUUAUUCAGGAGUGGGCAGGGUAUCUAUUUUUUUUUUUAAUAUGCAUGUUUUUGCCCCUUUUGGUGUUAACAUCAUUUUGAAUCUCGUCCUUUGCAUGACUGUUAAGGUACUUGAUGAAAGUUGAGAUUGAUUCUAUGAAAAACCCCUUUUCCCUGUUCCUCAUUGCCUGGUGGGCAAUGGUAGAAGAAUAGAUGUUUGGUUCUUUUUUGCAUGUGUGGAGGGGCAUAUAUUCUCUUUAAAUGUAUAUAAGGGUUUGCUACAUUUUGUGUGUUGUUAUAUCUAGUACCCAGUCCUUUGCUGGGACUUACAGAUGCAUUAAUAAAAUAUGGAGGUCCAGAACCGAACCUAACCUAAAAAACCUACGGAGGUCCAGACGUAUGAUAAAUCUCCUCUUCUCCCCUUCCCCCAUUGCCUGCAUGGGCAACAGUUUUAUAAUAAUUUGGGGUCUUUGUUUUUUGAGGUUCUUUUAUUUGGGUAGUUAGUGGUUAGGGGAAAAGAGCAGGAGGUGUACUUUUUAAAAAUGUAUAUAGAUGUUUUGUGUUAAUUGAUUUUUGUACCUAGCCCUUUGCAUGGAUGCAUAAGUACCUAAUGAAAAUUGAGGAUUAGUGUAUGACAAAUCUCCCUUCUCCCUUCCCCUCAUUGCCUGUGUGGGCAAUAGCGAGUAGAUAGUUGUAUGUAGUUUACUUACUUGUUCAUUUGAGGGAUUUAUAGUUUUGGCAGAGAAGUAUUCUUAAUAGCUACAAAUAUUUUUUCUUUGUUAUUUCAUUUUGUAUUUAAUCCUUCACAUAGCCAUAUAGGGACCUAAUGGAAAAUUGAGCUUCAUAAUAUGAGAUCACUUCCUCCUUUCCCGCAUAUUUCCUCACUUAGCAGUAGCUAGUAUUAUAGUUGUUCUUUGGUUAUUUUGUUUUAUUCUGUAGGGUAGAUGGUUUUUACAGUGUAAAUAUAUAUACUCAUAUAGAUAAUUUGAUUCUUUUUAUCAUUAUUUCUUUUUAGUACUUGGUCUUUGCAGGGCUCUGAAGAUACCUAAGAAAAAUAAAGGCCCAUUAAAUCCCUGCCAUCUGGCUUAAAGAUCUAGCUGUGUGGUGGUGUAACUAAUGACAAAAGGCAUGUAGCAAAUAAGAAGAAGGACUGUUUGGAUGGGGGAAGACACCUUGGAUAUGGUUGAGUUGUGAAAGUAAUCAGAUCCAGAAUUUCUUGUAUUGAUUCAAACUGAACGAGAUAGCCAGAAGGGACCUAUACUUUGGAAAUUCCAGAAAGGCAGGAGAGCAGUACUUAGUAAAAGUGUGUUUAAAGUUCAUUACUAAUGAGUCUCAGUAACUGCUAAGCCAAUGAAGCCAACCAUGGGCCUAUAAGAUAAGAGUGCUGCCUAAAACUCAUCUGAAGACCUUUGAGAGUAGCUCCUUUUUGAAACCUGGAAUUCUGAUUUACCUACAGAAGUCUGUUGUAGUUCUGGCGAUAGCAUAUUCAUGCAUAAAAAAAAAAAAAUUUUUUUUUUUUCUUUAUCCAAUGGAAAUUCUUUUAAUUCUUGGGAGGAGCCUUUUGAGUUAUUGCCAUGGUUCCAGUGAAUGACAACAUGGCCCCAAAAACUAAUCCAAAGAGUUGCGGGGGCAGCCCUUUCUACCUUUCAACACCCACAUAUGGCAGGGCAAGGUUGGCCCUUUCCUACCCAGAGCCUUUUGUGUGGCUGCAUCUCUCUCCUCAGGUCUCCAUUAACUGGUCCAUGCCUGUUCCUUUUUCCUUUUUGUCUUUAGGGCCUGGAUGUUAGAUACUAGCUUCAAUUGCGCUAAAAACAUAAGCCAACACUGCCUUGCUAGCUGCAUGUUUUUGUGCACAUUUCAUGCAUCCAGACCUGCAUGUUUGUUUUUAGCGUUCUUGUAUUUUAUUUCACACGGUUCCUUCAUCACCAUAUGGUAAAUGUUAUAACACCAUGUUGUCUGUAUUAAAGAAAAUGCAUGUGUAAAGAUCUUUCUUUUCUUCCUUCCCUCCUUUUUUCCCCUCCUUUCUUCCUUUCAAGCAUCUUAGCAUUAUUUGUUUUAACAUUUAUACUGAUACUACUCCAUGCCGAAGAUUUGCCAUAUUUUUUAAGAAACAUUGAGUGAUACGACUCCUAGAAAAUUUGCAGAGAUGUUAUUUACCAUAGCAAAUUCUCAGGUUCUAGUGAUGAAAAAUUAGCCUAUACUUCGCUGUUAUUUAUACCUGCUGCUGUAGAAAAAAAAAGUUUAUUCAUAACAACACAUUUAACUUUGAUCAUAAAUAAAAGAGAGGGAGCACCUUUUUGGAGUUAGUCAUGGUAGUCAUUAGUGAUACUUCUGAAUGGUUCUUAAUUUGAAAUGCUUCAAAGAAAGGAAAGGUCAUGGCUUAGCUGAAUGAAAUGCUCCAGGAAUUGAACUGCUGUAAACCAACAGUACAAUAGUGUGCUUGUGUGUGUGUGUGUAUGAGAUAAGAGUUACAACAUAAUGGGAGCAUUUGCAUUAAUCACCAAACUCAUAUUGAGACAAAACUUAGUCUUACAGCUCUCUUGAUUAAAGCCAAGUGUUCAAUAUUGCUGUGAAGAAUAGUAGCUUUCAAAUACUUUGGAAAGUAGUUACUUGGGAACUUGUAAAACGGUAUUACAUUUUUGUAUUUAAACACCUAUAAAGAUCUCCAAUUCCAAGUCUGAGUUUGUGGGUGGAAUUCUAAAUUUGUAUCAUAAUCUGUCUUUUGUCAAAGACUUUGAAAAUAGAAUAUAUAUAUACCUAAAAUAUUGUUUAUGUAAUUGUGUUGUUUCAACAAGGGAAAAGGCUUAUUUUUCUUUGUAUUUGUAAUGACUUAUUUUGCAUAUGACCAGCACUGACUGAAAGGCAUGUGUAACUGCAAACACUGUUCCUUGUUUUUUUCUUUUUUUGUGAAAUAAAAAUAAAAGUAUUUAAAUACAA
Messenger RNA from Loxodonta africana (African savanna elephant), 11821 nucleotides. It is a transcript of the gene LNPEP, whose product is annotated as leucyl and cystinyl aminopeptidase. The transcript has 18 exons. NCBI's taxonomy places the organism in Eukaryota, Metazoa, Chordata, Mammalia, Proboscidea, Elephantidae. Gene Ontology annotation, biological process: regulation of blood pressure; peptide catabolic process; signal transduction. Bases 115 to 3186 code for a protein of 1023 amino acids. The record is from RefSeq and is a predicted model, not a curated record. Gene Ontology annotation, molecular function: peptide binding; zinc ion binding; metalloaminopeptidase activity. Gene Ontology annotation, cellular component: plasma membrane; cytoplasm.